UGCUGCACCUCCGAGAAGCCUCCAUCUGUCGCCUCCCUGGUCCGUAGUUCUCCCGGCAUAUUCCAAACGUCUCCGUGUUCCCUUCCUCUCCCAUAACCAUCCCCGAACGGUAGCGAGAUCGACGCUACCCAGCGAACCAUGGCGGCCCGUAAGAGGCGUGCCCCAGGAGCCUCGCCGCUCAUACCACAACCACCGCCUGAAAUCCAGAGCAAUAUCUACACAUCGGCAGGCGCGCCCAUCAUUGGGGAUCAAUUCCCUCAUAGUUGGAACGCUGGGGUAGAAGGUGACCUGGGGACCGCCUUUGUGGAUAAUGGUCUGUACGACUACGCAGGGAGUUUAGGGGCUACAGGCGGACAACCAAACCGCAGCCGCGUCGUCUCUCUAGACGGCAUGAGCGAUAUCGCCGCGCCAGCUGCUGAAAUGAACUCGGGACAGCUGGUCCGGCGAAACCCGAACCAACAACUUGCGGCAAGGCGCCCUGCUCCCUGGGAGACCAUGAACAACGAUUUACAGGGCGAUUGGCACCACCAAGAUGACGAGGACGAGGAGCUAGAACAGAAGGCUUUGCUGGCGAAGAAGGAGGCACUUGCGAAGAAGAAGACUAUACCCCCUUUCGUCCAGAAACUCAGCAGUUUUCUGGACGACAACCGAAAUUCCAAUCUCAUCCGCUGGUCAGAUAGUGGCGACUCCUUCAUAGUAAUAGACGAGGAUGAGUUCGCCAGAACUCUCAUUCCGGAACUCUUCAAACACAACAACUACGCCUCCUUCGUUCGGCAGUUGAACAUGUAUGGCUUCCACAAGAAGGUUGGCUUAUCGGACAACUCCAUGAAGGCGAGCGAGCUGAAGGCCAAAGCCCCCAGCGAGUACUACAACAAGUAUUUCAGGCGAGGCCGGCCCGAGUUACUGUGGUUGAUACAAAAGCCCAGCAAUAAGUCCUCAAGCGCCAAGCGGAAAAGGGAAGAUGACGGAAAGCAUGGUGACAGCGAGGAUGAACGGAGAUAUGUGCAAGAUACUGGAGGAGGCGGCGGCCAUUACGGAGGAGAUCUUAGCGUACACGGCAACACCGAGAUGGCCAUGAUUCCCCGCACAGAGUAUAACAGCCUUAGAAAGGAAGUCCAGGCUUUGCAACAACAACAGAAGGUCAUCUCCAACGUGUUGGGGUCAAUACGGCGGCAGAAUGACCAACUUUAUCAGCAAGCGACCGCUUUUCAGACGUUACAUGAAAGACACGAGAACUCCAUAAACGCCAUUCUCACAUUCCUCGCCACUUUCUACAAUCGUUCCCUGGAAGGGAACGGUGGCGCCAACCUCGCAGACCUGUUCCAUCCCAACAUGAAUCAACAACAACCCCGCGGUAAUGUCGUGGACGUUGACGAAUUCUCGGAGAAGAAUUUUACCAAGUCUCCUCAAAUGCAGAUGCAACGGCACAAUAGGAGAUCCUUACUCCUUCCCGCACCUGCCGCCAAGGAUGGCCCAGGCAAAGGGGUGGACCGAGCAGCUACUCUUAGCCCGUCAGCUCUGUCCUCAACCGGGAGCCCGAUCCCCAAGGCCAGGAAUUCGCAGUCCAUCUUCCGAUCUCCAGCGAUGUCGAGGAGUACGUCAAGCUCCGCGGUAAUGAAUACUCAGCCGGUAGCUGGUACGACUUCACAUAUCCAACCCAAGGUCGAAACUGCUCCCACCCCAGACGUAUUGCAAUCACUCCCUGAAGCCGAAGAGGUCAUGUCCGCUAUUCAAAACGUCAAUGCAAGCACUUCCCAAUCUGCAACAACACCGACCAUCGACCUUCCCGCGGCGCUUCAGAGUUACGCCCAAGGCAACACACCUCUCACUCCCCAAGAACGCAACGACGUCCUCUCCCUCAUGGCCAACAGCACUUCCGCAGCGUCAACCAACUCCUCCCUUGUCCGCAAUACCAACAACGCCAUGGUCAAUCCGCAACCGCCUACCAUGCCCGAUCUCAGCCAAUUCGCCGAAACGCAAGCCCAACUUGACCUCCUUCAGAAGAUGUCGGAAGAACAAAACGCCCGCGUGCAGUCUCUCCAGGAACGCCUUCAGCCUCUCAGCCCCAGCGGAACCAUCCCGGGCCUCUCAGACAACUCGUACUUUGGCAGCACGGCCAACCUGGGCGAGCCCGGCCAGUACGAUCUCAACAACUUCGACAGCUUCAUUGAGGGAGACGACUUUUUCACACAGAUCAGUGAGGCUGCCGCAGAUGCGCCGACGGGUGUUGCGACGGGUGCAGUUGCGAAUGAUGGGACUGCACUGCCGGAUUUCAAUCUUGAGGAGUUGGCUGGGACGGCGGGUGCAGGGGUUACGGAGCAGCAGCAGCAGCAGUCGAAUAUAAAUGGGACUUACGGCGGCGGAAAUGACGACCUCUUUGGCUUGGAUGGGUCGAAUGACCAGUCGCGAGUGGAGAGCUUGAGCAGUUCGGCUGCGAGCCCGGCGGUCACGAGUGGGGAUGCGGAGGAGGAGGAUGUGGAUGAGAUGGACGAGAAGAGGCAAAGGGUCUAAGGAGUGGCUUGGUGUCGAACGAAACGAUGGUGAUGAUGGGACGCAUGGCAUGAUGGGACGGGCUCGACUUGGACGUUUAGGCUUGGCAGAUUUCUGCGGAGUUGGAGAUUCCCUUUUGGUGCUCAUUUUUUUUGGGA
Molecule: messenger RNA, 2648 nt
Organism: Westerdykella ornata
Lineage: Eukaryota; Fungi; Ascomycota; Dothideomycetes; Pleosporales; Sporormiaceae
Exons: 2
Coding region: 139-2511 (790 amino acids)
Biological process (GO): regulation of DNA-templated transcription
Molecular function (GO): sequence-specific DNA binding; DNA-binding transcription factor activity
Source: RefSeq, a predicted model, not a curated record